Messenger RNA from Corticium candelabrum, 1749 nucleotides. RefSeq lists its product as uncharacterized. NCBI's taxonomy places the organism in Eukaryota, Metazoa, Porifera, Homoscleromorpha, Homosclerophorida, Plakinidae. The record is from RefSeq and is a predicted model, not a curated record. Bases 44 to 1531 code for a protein of 495 amino acids. The transcript is spliced from 5 exons.
UGCAGAGCGGACAUUCUCUAGUUGCUCGAGUUUGACAAUAAAGAUGCUUUUCCCUGCUGUCGUUCUUCUUUUCCUUUAUCAGGUUUCCUUCACCUCGGCUUGUGAUGUGCAGCUAGCUAUAGACAACAGGUCUAGUUGGAAGUCUUUCGGUAAUGGACUGGAGGAAGUAACUUUCACAGGCGGGCAAAUGCGUCUAGCUGCUGUGUAUAACAACAGUCGUGGGGCACAAAUGGAUGGUAAGUGCUACUCGAUAUCUGACUACAUUCCGAUUAAUCCAACGAAGGGUUAUGAAUUCAGCAUCUACAUCAAAUCGACGGCAUCUGACAUGGUAAACUCAUUUGGUUUCUACGUUUACAAUGAGACCAAAGGAAGAAUAUCGAAUCCUAACUUGGGGGAUCCAUAUUUCAAAUACAGUGAUAACGAUUCAAAUGUGUGGACCAAAUGGACGGGCUACAUUCUUCCUCACUACAUGGCUGACUCGAACAAUGACAGCCAACCGGAUUCUCAGUUUGACGAGACAAAUGGAGUAGAUUGGAAGUGGCCACGUUAUGCUAAAUAUGUUGCCUUACGAUUUGGAUCGUGUGGUAAUGGCAGUCAAAACUCAAACAAAGGCAUUGUUCGUAGACAAGCUGUACACACUUUGUCGCCAACGUAUUCUAUUUCAGACUCUGUUGAGUCUAUCAGUGACGAUACUAAACUUGCUUCUAUUACGGAUUUCUUUGACCGACUUCAUGUUACAGAUGAAAGUAACACUGGACCUCCAACUGCAGUUCCUACUGCACCUCCUACUUCGCCUCCUACUGAACCUUCUACUUCACCUCCUACUGAACCUUCUACUUCACCUCCUACUGAACCUUCUACUUCACCUCCUACUGCACCUUCUACUUUACCUUCAUCUGUCACACCUGCUGUAAACAAGACGUGGUAUUUGAAUGUCAGCGUUUGCGAAUUCGAGAGUCUACGGCGUCCUGAACAUAAUCUUGCCUGGACCUUUAACAUAUCUGACUUCCGUGAAUGGGCAUCAAAACCAAACGACACUAAUGCAAAUGAUACCCAUGCUGUCAUAGCCGAGAUGGUUGAGGGAAAAGAGGGAAAAUGUUAUUAUCCGUGGGGCGUUACACAUCUAUUUGAGAUUGAUUCAGACAAAUCAUAUAAGUUUGGUGUUUGGAUCAAAAGCACACAACGCGAUCUUCACAACGUUUUUGGUUUUCAAGCGUAUGACAAAGACGAAAAUCUUCUGACCUUUCCAUUACUUGAAAGUGAAAUUAAGCAGUAUCAUUCUGACAACACAACCAAACCGUAUUUCAAAAGAAGCAACAAUGAUAAAAGAGAGUGGACAUGGUGGAAUGGAUUUGUACUUCCAGACGGAGCUGAUGACAUCUCUUCUCACUUCAUUAGCAAAGGACGAAACUGGGUGUGGCCACGAGAUGCCAAAUAUGCGCAGAUGAGGUUUGGCAGUUGCUAUGGCAACGGAAACAAUCAAGGCAUCACCUAUUUCGCUCUUCCUCAGGUGGAGCAAACUGAUUUCUAGUCAUAGAAUGUCGUGUACUUGUGUCGUUUCAGACGAACCAACAGCUACUUAGAUACGUAUAUGUAGAGCGAAUCCGAAAUUGUGCCUUUGCAUGCACGUUUUGGAAUACGAUUCUGCAUGCUGUCUCGUGAACACGUUUGUCGACUACUAAAGAAAUUACAUCUCUCAAAAGUUUCAUUUCGUUUCUGUACUAACCUAGCCUGGAAUUUCUUCAAGAU